AUGGUGAAGACUAACAAGCUAGUCUUUGACAGGCACAUGAAGGUUUUGAUGGAAAGGGCUCAGAAACUGCUUUAUGGUGGCAUGUUAACCGACGUGAUCCUUGCCUGCGAAGGGGAGCAGAUCCCAGCACACCGGGUCAUUUUGGCGGCCGGAAGCGGCGUUCUCAAUUCGAUGCUUCUAGCCGUUCCUCCCUCAAAGAAACAGGUCAUUGUGAUUACCAGUGUGAAGGCUUGCGACGUCCGAGCAAUCGUGGAGUUCAUGUAUCGCGGUGAGGUCCAAGUCAAGGUGGAGGAUAUUCCUCGCUUGUUGAGCACCGCUCAAGAGUUACAGGUCUACGGACUGGAGCUCCAAUCAGAACCUGUGACGGUGAAGGUGGAACCGCUGGACGGAAGGGAGUUGAAAGUUGUCGUAAAGAAGCUCGAGGAUUUCCCGUAA
Ornithodoros turicata is the source of this 435-nucleotide messenger RNA. RefSeq names its product longitudinals lacking protein-like. Gene Ontology annotation, cellular component: nucleus. Gene Ontology annotation, molecular function: protein binding. The record is from RefSeq and is a predicted model, not a curated record. Lineage: Eukaryota; Metazoa; Arthropoda; Arachnida; Ixodida; Argasidae. Gene Ontology annotation, biological process: regulation of transcription by RNA polymerase II. The transcript has a single exon. The coding region runs from base 1 to 435 and encodes 144 amino acids.